Molecule: messenger RNA, 1893 nt
Organism: Desarmillaria tabescens
Lineage: Eukaryota; Fungi; Basidiomycota; Agaricomycetes; Agaricales; Physalacriaceae
Product: Sec63 Brl domain-containing protein
Exons: 7
Coding region: 1-1893 (630 amino acids)
Biological process (GO): SRP-dependent cotranslational protein targeting to membrane; post-translational protein targeting to endoplasmic reticulum membrane
Cellular component (GO): Sec62/Sec63 complex
Molecular function (GO): transmembrane protein transporter activity; RNA binding
Source: RefSeq, a predicted model, not a curated record
AUGGCGACUUACAAUUAUGACGAGUCCGGCCAGAUGGCUGCGUACUUUGUAAUUACCUUCCUUGCGCUCAUCCUCGUUCCUCUCAGUCUGUCAACGCUCCCUUCAAGAAAAAAUAAAUCUGUCAAUGGUUGCCAAUGUGAUUCUUGUGCUCAACAGCGGGCGCGUUUGUUGAAAGCAGAGGGUCAUAAGCCCACCACAAAAGCAAUAUUUAUCAUUGUCGGCUGGUCCAUCGUUUUCUUCCUCCUUCAUCGCGUCGCGAACACCAAAUCGGACAACAAAGUCUAUGACCCCUACGAGAUCCUCGGAAUCAAAUUAGGAACUCCAGAGAAGGAAAUCAAGUCUCAUUUCAAAAAGCUUUCUCGCCUAUACCAUCCUGAUAAAGUCAGAGCGACCGUGAAUCAGACACUCGAGGAGAUCCAGAAUCGCUUCGUGGAUAUCACAAAGGCGUAUAAAUCGCUCACAGACGAAACCAUUCGACGCAAUUGGGAGGAGUGGGGUGAUCCAGAUGGCAGGCAGCAAAUGUCCAUGGGAAUCGCCCUUCCCACUUGGAUCAUUGAGGGCAGAAACAAUAUCUGGGUGCUUGGCUUUUACGGAUUAAUAUUCGGCGGCGGUCUGCCUGUGCUCGUCGGACGCUGGUGGUUCGGUUCUCGUCAAAAGACCAAGGAUGGUGUUACUGCUCGCUCUGCGGCGGCAUUUUUCAAAUCUGUGACUGAUAACUCGGGGAUGGACGAAGUUCUUGGCAUGGUGGGAAGGGCGUACCGGUGGGAAUGUCAGCCCGUGGCGAAAGAUCAGGACGAGCUUAAGCGCCUAGAAGGCGCAAUCAGAGAAAAGGCGGGACAACAGUGGACCUCCCUGAUUAGCACCGUGAAGGACGAAAACGUCAAACGUGCAUUGGUGUUGGUUUACGCGCAUUUGCUAAGGCUAACCGUCGCGAGUUCGGCUUUGCAAAAGGAGCAACGUCGCGUCUUGCUCCAUACUCCGACGCUCCUGAACUCACUCCUGAUCAUGGCCACAUCGCGAAGCUGGCUCGUACCUACACUGGCGGUGAUGCGACUGCAAGGAUAUCUCACUCAGGCAUUGCUUCCGUGGCAUAGCAAUGCCGCGCAGCUGCCUGGUGUGAAACCGGAUGAGGGACUUGGUGAAAGUCUUGACCAAUUUGUCAAGACGCUUGAAGAAAAAAAGGACGGGCGCGUACCUGAUAUCAAAAAAGCAGUUGAGAAAUGGGGAAAGCUUGAUAUCGUGGAUGCUAGCUUCAAGGUUAUUGACGAGAAGACAGUCACGCCUUCGUCAAUCGUAUUCCUCGUUGUUAAAUUAAGGCUAGGAGCAGUAGAAGGCGUUGAACUGGACACUGAUACCAAGGAGAAUGACGCCAAGGACUACGAAUUUUUGAGCACACGAAAAGACGCAGAGGACGUUGUUGUGACUCCUGGGUGGGCGCAUGCACCCUAUUGGCCUGCAAACCGCAAACCUUCAUGGUGGAUAGUCCUUGCAGACCCUAAGUCUUUGCGAUUAGCCAUCCCUCCCAUGAAAAUCACCGAUAUACCGUAUGCACGCGACCUCCCUGCAUCACGACCAUUCCGGUCGUACAAGGUACAAUUCCAGGCUCCUCCGAACACGAGUGUGAACCCAUGGCGAGUGUAUGUCGUGAGCGACACGUUUGUGGGCCCAGAAUCGGAGGGCAGUGUACCUAUAACAUUGGAGGUCGUGGAGAGGAAAGCGGACGAGGCUGAUGGGGAGGAUGAGAUCUCUGAGCCAGAGGAAGACUCGCUAGCCGGUCAGAUGGCGAUAAUGAAAGGACAACGGGUAAAGAAGGUGCAAGAAGAGGAGAGCGACGAUGAGAGCGGCACUGAUGAUGACGACAAUGGCGACGAUAGUAGCAGUGAUAGUGAUUAG